Zootermopsis nevadensis is the source of this 1892-nucleotide messenger RNA. RefSeq lists its product as uncharacterized. Lineage: Eukaryota; Metazoa; Arthropoda; Insecta; Blattodea; Termopsidae. The record is from RefSeq and is a predicted model, not a curated record.
UUCUGCGAUACAGCCAAGGUGAGAGCAUACUGGACAACGAAGUGUUCAGAAGUGUUUGUACAAAUUUGUCUUAAAGUGUUUAAUUUUUCUGUUACAAAAAAUAUAGUACCAGGAAGCAAGUUACGGUCAUAAGACGAUGGGGUGUCUCCAUCCCCAUGUUCUACUGAUCUUCCUGUUGGUCAUUCCUCUUAGACUGAUUUGCAGUUGUGAAGUCAAGAAUGCUACCAGCCAUUGUUUUAUAGAAGGAGAGAAAGAAGAUAUUUCACAAGGGAAUACGGAAACACUUAAAUUUGACGAAAGGAAUCAUGAAGCUUUAUCAAAAAUUCGUGGUAAAGAACGAUUAUUUGAGCAACAACUGGAGGACUUCAUUCGAAGAAUUCUGGAACACGGAAUACCGGAAUAUGGUAUUCCUCAGUUAGACCCUUUUGUGUACACGGGUAACAUCUCCAUUGGUGAAAUUGACUUAUCAGGCAUGAUGACAGUGGAGAACGUUGAACUGGGAGACUUCGAAAUCACAGGACUUAGCAGUUUUAUAAGAAAUGCACUGUCGUUACAGUUGGCUAAUCUUGAAAUCGUGUUCAAUUUAACUUUUCCAUUACAAGUGAAAGCUAAUUACAUUGACUUCAGUGUCAUCCUUGGGGACACCAUCCCCUUCUACGGAGGUGGAACAGCGAACCUAAAUAUCGAUCUACGUUUGGAAGGCUUAAUCGCUAUCGGAUCAACAGAAGACGAAAUCAUCUACAUAGAAACUUUAUUAGCCGACAUCUUUUUUGACUCUUUGAAGGUUGAAAUAAGUAGUUUGAUGGGGUAUACUGGUGGUAAGACAAAUGACGUAUUUAACAGGCUCAUCGAAGAAAUUACACCAGAACUAAUUUACCUGAUGAAGCCCAUGGUGAUCGAUGGAAUCCUUGAGUCUAUUCUCGAAGUCGUUAAUGGUUUCCUCUUACCGCUAGGACUUACUUGGACGGAUAUAGUGGGUUGUCUCUUGGGUAUUGGAGAAUGCCCGAUUCCUUUGCCGUGAAGCCUGUGGACAGGCAGGAGUUAUGUGUCACUUCUAGCUAGGAAUAUAUUCUUGUAUUAAAAUAAGUAUAACUUUUAGAAGUGUUUUCUGACAGUCUUUUUACUUAAGCAAUUUGUAUCUUCAAAUGGGAUUUAAUAUUUAGGUCAGGGACCUUUUAUUUGGACGUCUAAUUAUGUUUAAAUUUUUAUGGUGGACUACAUUUUCGAACGACACCAAGUAGUACUAAAAAUGGUGGAUUACAAUGAUUGUUGAUCAUCUUUUGGACUUUAUCCAUUGCACUAUAUUCUGUUAUCUAACGGGUCGAACGAAACACGUAAGCACGUUUCACCUGAUGAUGGAAGGAGGUUCUGUUCCCGAAACUUGGUGUUAUGUUUGUACAGUACAGAACGAUGAAUAAAGUACAGAAAAUUAUGACUAACAGGCCACAACAUUUUCUCCGUCACCAAAAUAUACUAUAAGCCACUCAGCAGCUGGGGUCUGCAAGUUGUGCCUAAGGAGUCCGCAAAUUCAGCAGAUUCUAGAGAUGGCUGUCUUCUGGGUUGUUUCGCCGUGUAGUCUGGAUGAAGUUACUAACGUUUCAGAGGUCCUUGCUGCCUCCAUUACCGCUCACCAACGUCUCAUGGGCUUCAACAAAUCACGAAGUUAUUCGGUACAUAGUUGGUGUAUCGUAAAUUUCUUAAUUACUUCACUCACCCUACACACGUUUUGUUAAAGUAUUUUUAGAGCCUAAUUUAAGAUCUCUUCUCAAAGUGCGAGAAAUUUACAACUCAUAAGAUUACUGAACAAUUUAUAGGGAUAGGUAUGUUCUAGUGCAACAGUAAAUUUAUGUGAAAAGUGUCGUUAAAUAAACUAUAAAUAAAUACACAGCGAA